AUGGGUCGUCUUCACUCCAAGGGAAAGGGCAUUGCGUCCUCCGCUCUGCCUUACUCUCGCUCUGCUCCCUCCUGGCUCAAGACCACCCCUGAGCAGGUUGUCGACCAGAUCUGCAAGCUCGCCAAGAAGGGUGCUACCCCCUCCCAGAUUGGUGUUGUCCUCCGUGACUCCCACGGUAUUGCCCAGGUCAAGCACGUCACCGGUAACAAGAUCCUCCGUAUCUUGAAGUCCAGCGGCCUCGCCCCCGAGCUCCCCGAGGAUCUGUACCACCUCAUCAAGAAGGCUGUUGCCGUCCGCAAGCACCUUGAGCGCAACCGCAAGGACAAGGACUCCAAGUUCCGUCUCAUUCUCAUCGAGUCCCGUAUCCACCGUCUGUCUCGUUACUACAAGUCCGUCGGUGUCCUGCCCCCCACCUGGCGUUACGAGUCCGCUACCGCCUCCACCCUCGUUGCUUAA
Molecule: messenger RNA, 456 nt
Organism: Aspergillus oryzae RIB40
Lineage: Eukaryota; Fungi; Ascomycota; Eurotiomycetes; Eurotiales; Aspergillaceae
Product: 40S ribosomal protein uS15
Exons: 4
Coding region: 1-456 (151 amino acids)
Biological process (GO): translation
Cellular component (GO): ribosome; nucleolus; cytosolic small ribosomal subunit
Molecular function (GO): small ribosomal subunit rRNA binding; structural constituent of ribosome
Source: RefSeq, a predicted model, not a curated record